AUGAUGAUGACGAUGUGCCGUCUGCUGUGCGCCCUGUUGGUGCUCGCCCUGUGCUGCCGCCCGUUAUUGUGCGUGAUGGCGACUGUUGACGUGAAAGAAAAUGACUCCGGUGAAGUGCCCACACCAGAUGAAACACGUCCGGGGACCAAUUCUUUAAAUCCAAGUGCUCCCACAUUCCUGAAACCGGGUACUUCGAACGGUACGGAAAAAACACAAGAUUUGCCAACCGGUGGGUCGUCCAACGGUCAAGUAGUAUCAGAUUUGUCUGGUCAGUCAGCGUCACAAGUUUCUGGCGUUCUGCUACAGCCACCUACUGCACCAACCGUUGCGUCAGUUGCACAAAUUGUGCCGAUUCAGUCCGAAAAAGUACAGGAAAAGGGGACGACUGCAUCGACGACCACGACGACCACAACCACAGAGGCGCCAACCACGACGACCACCCGUGCACCGUCACGUCUUCGCAGAAUCGACGGCAGCCUCAGCAGCUCUGCGUGGGUGUGUUCCCCGCUGCUGCUUGCCGCAUCCGCGCUGGCGUACACCGCUGUGGGCUGA
This is a messenger RNA of Trypanosoma cruzi, 552 nucleotides long. Its product is annotated as mucin TcMUCII, putative. The record is from RefSeq and is a predicted model, not a curated record. The coding region runs from base 1 to 552 and encodes 183 amino acids. Lineage: Eukaryota; Euglenozoa; Kinetoplastea; Trypanosomatida; Trypanosomatidae. The transcript has a single exon.